ACCUUCCCUCUCUUGUGGGUUUAGAGUCAAAUAUAUGAAUCAAUCUACCACCAAACACCCCUCUUCAAUUCCCACAUAAAAUAAAAAAUCAUAGUCUUAAACCAACAAUCCCAACAAAAUACUCAUCCUAUACUCCUAUUUCAUCUAAAUCAAAAUGGUAGGACUUACACAAACCCAAUUACCUCCAUCAAUAGAUCAUAUCAAUCAACUACCCAUCAAUUGUUCUACACCUUAUAUGAGCUCUACUUCAAGACCCAUGCUUAAUUUCUUCUAUAGCGCACCCACUAGUCCCCACUCCCCUAAAUUCCAUUCUUCUUUGUUUGAUGAUGUAAAUGAUGAUAAUCAUGAUUCCGAACAUAUGUCUCUGCUUGAUCAUGAUCGUCAUCAGGAAGCCAAAAUUGGGAUGAAUGAUGAUGAAAAAGAUGAUUUUGAGUUUGAUUUUAGUGGGCAAUUGGAUUUGAUGGUGAGGCCUUCUUUAUCUUCAGCUGAUGAGCUUUUUGAUGGAGGGAAAAUUCGACCGUUAAAGUUAAAGCUAACUCCAACUGUUGUUCCAAAAUCUAAGAAAGUAAUGUCCCCGAAACAUAGGAAAAUGGGUUCGGAUCUGGGACCCGAUCGAGACCCGUUUAAGGAUGUGAUUCGGAAUAAUGAAAGUAAACAGAGAGGAAGAGGCAGAGGAGGAAAUGGUAUUAAUCGUAAAGGAAUGAGUCGUUCACUUUCACCAUUAAGAGUGUCUGAAUUUGCUCUUCUGGGUAAUCAAGAUCAACAGAAUUUGAAUGGACCCAGUAAUUCAAAUGGGUUGUUUGGAUCCAGAAAAUGGAAGUUGAAAGAUUUGUUUCUGUUUAGAAGUGCUUCUGAAGGACAUAAUAAAGAUUCUCAAUCUUUUUCCAAGAGAUGGAGUUUUAGAUCAUCAAGUAUGGUAUCAGGAUCCGGUUCGGGUUCAGGGUCGGAGUCGGCUUCGGUGUCGAAGCGAAGAGGGGGAGUAUCAGUUCAUGAAAUGCAUUAUGCAUCUAAAAGAGCUGUUUCUGAGGAGAUGAAGAAGAAGACAACUUUGCCUUAUAAACAUGGUCUUUUGGCUUGCUUGGGUUUUAGUCCUGUUCUUCCUCAAUUCUCCUAUGCUUUUCCUAAUACUCCCCCUUCUUGAUCCCCUUUUUGUUUUGUUUGGUAGAGUGUACUUGAUAGACAUUUUGAAUUUGUUACUAAAAAGUAACAUUUUCCUCAUGUGAAUAUCAGUAGUUGAAGUAGCGAUUUUAAAGGAACGAAGGUGUAUAACAUAUCCCGAGACUACAACUAUUAGCUUAAGUUUUUAGUCGCUGUCGACCUUCUCUCCCCAAACCCUGCUCAUGUUUUUUCUAUGGGCGGGAUACACUGGGUAUGAUGAUGAUGAGCUUAAGUUUUUAGUUAUCGCGCGCUUAGAGAUAUGUUAUAUACUCUACACUUUCUCGGUUCUUUUAAAUUUGCUACUGAAAAUAAUAUUUUCCCUUACAAUGUCUAAUAUCAAUAGUUAUUUUAAAAGGAUAGAGGAGUAUAACACAUCUCGAGACUACAACUAUCAACUUAAGCUUUUUGGUUAUAACUUAAAGAUAUGUUAUAUAUCCUAUAUUUUAUAAAUAAAUCAACUUCAUCAAAAGUUUAAGUUGAUAGUUUUAAAUUCGAAAUGUGUUAUAUAUUCUAUCGAUAUUUCUAUAUAUGUUUAUUAGAUUUGUUUUUUCUUAGGAUUUGGUUUCAUGAUCUUGUUAAGUCCCCAAAAUUGUCCUAUGUUUUGGUGUGAAUUUAGUUCUAGUUCAACAUUUUAACUCAAAAGAGUUAUUUAUCGCCAAAUGUAUCUACUUUUAGAUUGUAAACUAGCCCUCUUGUUAGAUUAAGUAGUAUGAUCUUGUCAUACCCAAUAAGUUACCAACAAUGAUAAUACAUUUUUAUGUAUCAGAUUUUUUAGUCUUUUUUCAAUUAGUAUCCUUUUUAAAUUUAGAUUUUGGGUGGAAUUAUUUUCAAGUUUUGUGU
This is a messenger RNA of Amaranthus tricolor (Joseph's coat), 1998 nucleotides long. RefSeq lists its product as uncharacterized. The record is from RefSeq and is a predicted model, not a curated record. NCBI's taxonomy places the organism in Eukaryota, Viridiplantae, Streptophyta, Magnoliopsida, Caryophyllales, Amaranthaceae. The coding region runs from base 155 to 1141 and encodes 328 amino acids. The transcript has a single exon.